Molecule: messenger RNA, 4791 nt
Organism: Symbiodinium pilosum
Lineage: Eukaryota; Dinophyceae; Suessiales; Symbiodiniaceae
Source: the annotation of a GenBank genome assembly
AUGCAGCACGUCGGCGCUCAAAACCCUUUGUCCGGUGCGUGGGUUGUGACCCCUGGUGAUACCGGGGUUACGGCUUCACCCCAGGCGCCUGACGCGGACUUUCCAGAUGUUUAUGCCUGGCAGAUAAACAGUAAUACCGGGGGGCGUCUCCGAUAUCAAUUGAGCGGUCCCACAGCAUCAGAAUCCUGGGUGUAUUCUGUCAGACAGCGGGUAGUUGGCUUAUCCGAUGCGGUCGAUCUGGGCGCACUGCUGGAAGUGUCCAAUGGCGACCGGCGCUUUAUCUUAACCUUUGGCAGUGAUGCCGCCGGUGCCACACUGAUCGACCUGGUUGGCAGCGACUUCCCGGAUGCGGUUGAUUUCACUCUUGCCCCUUCGCAGGUUGGGCGCACGGAUUACAUUCAUGUGGAGCUCGUUUAUAACGCAAACAUGGGCACCGCCUCUUUGUUUCUCGAUGGCGUGCUGAGCGCUGAAGGGUUUACCGGCAUUGAUGCCGGUGCCGUUGCACCGAGAGUUAACUUCGGCGACGGCAGCAGCGGAGCUGCCGGUACCGCCCGCUACGCCAACGCAGGCUUUACCCUGGGAAUGCCUGAGUGUGGUGACGGCAGUGACAACAAUGGCGAUGGCGAAACAGAUGGCGCAGAUGCUAACUGUCAGUCUCCCAGCGACCCCAGUGAAGGCCCCUAUUGCGGCGUAUACCAGGACUAUGAUCAGGACGGCGUUUGUGAAUUUAUUGUUGCAUCACACCUGGAAGACAAUGAUCCAACACUGGGUGGCUGGCUGAGCCCUUCCACCGCCAGUGGACAAUCCUGGCAGGGUGUUGAUGAAGAUCUUGGCGCAGGGAAUUGUGACGCGCCGUGCCCUUACUGGAGAGUGCGAGACAACGGCACCAGCGACCUGGGUUCUUACAGGAUGGACAUCGCACCCAUCAGCGCCAGUUUUCCCUGGGAACUUCGCGCUCGCGUGCGCAUACAGCCACAAACCAUCGGUGUAGCGGACUCCAUCGAUUACUCUAAAACCAUGUUCGCCCGUUUUCCGUAUCAGACCGGUCGACGGGAAUUCGGCGUUCUAUUCGGUAUCACCGCCGCUGGCAUCGUGCAACUCAGGCCAUCGGGGACUUCAUCAACCAUAGAUAUCGGCAGCUAUGGCGACUAUCACGAUGUUCGCGUGGUGUACGAUCCCACUACGGUGAGCGCAGAUAUCGUCGUCAAUGGCAGCGUGAUCGCUGAAGACUUGCCCGGAAGGACACUGACCACCUCCACAACUGCGACCAUUAACUGGGGGUCUGCAUCUUCCCCAGACGUGGGCCAAAGUCAUUGGCAGGAAGUGACGCUGGAACUCUUUCCCGAUACUGAUAACGAUGGUUUGACCAAUUCAGCAGAGAUAGCACUUGGCACAAACCCUUAUCUUGUUGACAGUGACGAAGAUGGCCUGACUGACGCGGAUGAGCAGGCAGCAUUGACUGAUCCACUCAACCCGGACUCAGACGAUGAUUCGCUUCUCGACGGCUGGGAAGUCGAGUCCGGUUUGAACCCAAAUGUCGCUGAUGCGGAUAUCGACAUAGACAACGACAAUCUUACGCAUCUGCAGGAGCAGGCUGCAGGCAGCAAUCCGCAGCUUGCGGACAGCGACGGCGAUGGUCUGGAAGAUGGCUUUGAAGUGCUCACAACGCUCACGAAUCCAACCCUGCUUGAUUCUGACGGUGAUGGUUUGGAUGACGGUGUUGAAGUCAACACGCACAAUACCGAUCCGAUGCUGGCCGAUACGGAUCUCGACGCCCUGUCUGAUGGUGACGAACUAAGCCAGGGCACAAAUCCGCGCAUCGCUGACACUGACCUGGACGGAGUGCUGGAUGGCGUCGAGGUUGCAAACGGUACAAACCCGCUGUUAUUCGAUACUGACGGUGAUGGUUUAGGCGACGGUUUUGAACUGACCUUUGACCUCGAUCCGCUUGUUGCUGGCGGCGCUCAGAAUGAUGACGACGGCGAUGGCCUGACUACCCUUGCAGAACAGGCAGCACAAACCAACCCGUUGUCCAGUGAUACCGAUGGGGAUGGUUUGUCGGAUGGGGACGAAGUCAAUACGCACAAUUCGAACCCCUUGCAGGCUGAUACAGAUAACGAUGGCAUGUCGGAUGCCUUUGAAAUAUUGACCAAUCUGAACCCCCGCCUGGCAAGAGAUGCAACCCAGGAUGCCGAUAAUGACGGACUGUCCAAUCUGGAGGAACAGCAGAAUGGUCUGGAUGCCAACAACCCCGACAGUGAUGGUGACGGCUUCCUCGAUGGCGAAGAGAUUUACAUUUUUGCCACUGGUGCAGCCGACGCCGACCCGAUCGCGGCACCAGGACAAUCCAGAACUGAACUGUUGUUUGCCGCGACGGACCAGCCACUGUUCGAUAGCCUGCCAGAUCCAACCUUUGUUGACUUGUCCGGGUUGGUUACCGAGCAAAGCGGCGUUGCGCAGUGUGAUGCAAACUCAACCAAUAUUCCGCUCAAUGACGAAAUUGUUGCGUGCCGCGACCUCGCGGUAUCCCCCACUCGGGCCGAGUGUAUUGCAGGCGGCAACGUGAGUUUUGCCAGCCGCAGUAUUGGCUGUUGCGCGAACAGGGUGACCGGUGUGAUCGCGCCACUGGACGAUAUAAACAACGGCUGCACGACUGACCCAAUCACAGGGACGGCGAUCAACACGGUUCAAAGCUUUACGAUCAACGAAGUUAACAGCCUCAUUGGAGGCCCUUACGUCAGUCCUACCUCGAUCAAUAUCGGCAGUGGCUUUGGUCCGCGACCAACAAGUGAUACGCCGCUGCCCGCGCGGGACUACCAGAUCGGGGUAGAAGUGAGCCAGUCGGUGAACCUUGCCGGCGGCUUGACCAUUACGCCUGGGCUUUCAAGUGCCGAACCCGGCGAUGUAGACCUCUACUAUGCAACGGCCGCGGUGGUCUCAGCGAGUCGCACUUCUCUGCCCGCAGGACAGGUAUUUACCCUUGAACUGAAUCACCGACCCAGGGGAUAUAGCGGUGAUGAUUUCCGCGGAACCGGCUCUGAUUGCACGAUCGAAGGGACGGGGUUGCGUGGGUCCUGCAUGUCCACCAGGUGGCCGUCAUUUCUGACCAGUCUUUCGAUGGAUUUUGAGAUCGGCGUUAACACCGCCGCAGAAAUCUGGUCGAUUGAUCCGGAAUCCGGCGACCAGUUGCAGACGAUCCUGAAUAUCAUUGAUGAGUCAUUCAGUAGAAGUUAUGAGAUCGCUGCUCUGGAUUGGCAGAUCGGCGAAAGUCUGGAUGCGCGGUUGUUCAACGGUGUGCCUGAUUUACCCGAAGUCGUUCGCGCUGAAGUGUCGAUCUCCAAUGAUGAUCUCGACCUUCUCGGUACAGGAAUGUGGGACACUCCCUAUGAGCUGCCCGCUGUUGGCGUUGAUUUCCCCUUUGGUGUCUGUCCCUGGAAAAACAUUAACCAAUUGCUUUGUGUGGGUGACGUCGGCGCAUUUCUUACCGGAGGUACAAAUCUCGCAACUUUGAUACUGCAGAUACCUGAGCUGAACACCCCGGUCACGCCACCAGGGUCGUCGGCUACCGAUCGUGGUUUUUACGGGGGACUUGAUUCACAAAUACCACAAACGGUGGCAAAACCUGCCCGUCAUUUCCUUAACGCGGAAGGGCAUCUGAUCAACACCCUGCCAAACAAAUUGCGACCACUGGUGAAUCUGCAGGCCCUGGACGGUUCACCUGAGGGUUUCCUGGACGCUUUUGUCAACGAUCGUACAACCCACGAUUCAGAUGUGUUUCGUGCCGAACUGGACAUCGAUGGUCUGGUCUGCCUCGGAACGGCCGCCUGCCUGGGUGCAGAAGCCGGAAUUACCAGGGUCCUCACAUUGGCGCUGGAUGCCAUUGAUCUGGAUGUUGUGACCUGGACCGGCUGGGAUGCCAGUUAUACCUUCAGGCCUAACGUGGAAGCUCAACUGCGCUUCAGUCAGGAUACCGAGGUGUUUGACAUCGACACCAGUCAAUGGAUUACCGUACAGGCGGGCCAACCUUACACGGUUGUGGUACCAGCCUGGACGGACAGUACCACCAGCCUGUCAGUGACCCUACCUGACGGCGGUGUAGACGUUGCCGUCGAUUACUCAUUUGCAAACAACGAAUUCACCAGUGAAGCGUAUUACAACGUCAAAGUAGCCUCGGUAGCAAACUACAUGCAGGCACAGUUCAAUGGGCUGGUGGCUGAUUUGUUUGAAGGCGCAGCCGGCUUUCCACUGCGCAUUGGCCUGCUGGGCAGUGUUUCUGAGUUACCCGCAAUUAACGCCGAUGCGCUGGUCAGUACACAAACGCUCAGCGGUGCGCAAAUGAGUUUUCCAGGUCAGUCGCUUUCGAUCAUAGACAGGGGUCUGGAUAGUGAUGGUGAUGGGCUUGAAAAUGACCUGGAAAACACAACCUGCACCGCGGCAGGUGAUGCUGACACGGACGAUGAUGGCCUGCCGGAUGGCAUUGAAGAUGCCAAUCGAAAUGGCAUGGUUGAUCCGGGUGAAUCCGAUCCCUGUCUGGCAGAUACGGACGGAGACGGUUUGCUGGACGGGUUUGAGCGCGGACUUGUCACGCCUGAUGCGGAUACUGAUCUCGCGGUAUUCGUCGCAAAUCCCACGCCUAUUGUUCGUAGCAGCCCAGUCAGCACCGACUCAGACGGAGACGGUUAUUCCGACUUCGAUGAAGUGAAUGGCGGAGGAGACCCGCUGGAUCCAACCAGUUGUCCGAUCGAUCAAUGCUCAUCAGGUGUAUUGAAGAUUAUCAGAAUGAUUCAGUAG